CUGUUAGAUAACGAGUUCAGAAGGGCUCAGUCAAUUCGUAAUCUCAAAUGGUAAAGCCAAUGCGACGGCAAUGCGGAUGAGGAAAUUCCAUGGUGUUUCGAUAGAUGCCGUUGUACUUAGAAUUGUGUGAUGUAAAGUUCAAGAUCGGAUGGUGCAAGUGCACUCAAUGGCGGCGGGACGGCACUCAAUAUUCUCCACCAAUUUUUUGUAGCAGCAACCAAAACCUGCACCAAACAUCACCCCCUCCAACAACGGACGUCAACAUCACAGCACAACCUCACCUUUUCGUCAAAUUCAAGUAGAACAUUCGCAAGAACUCUUCGACUACUACAAAACUGAUAACUCACCGAACCGAGACUCACAAAUCUACUUUACCCACCACCCAAAAAUGUCAUCAACAACCAAAGACCCCUCCACCACCGCCGGCGCCGGCGCCGACUCCGACUCCGAAGACGACUACAUGAAAAUGACUUUCACCGACGAACCCUCCUCCACCACAACAACCUCCAGCAAAAGUGGAAAAAAGCCCAUCGAGACCUCCCUCCAGCGCCGCCUCCGUCUCCAACGCGAAGGUGAGAUCCGCGGCCGCGUCAAAUCCAAAGCCGAGCUCGCAGCCGAGGAGGAAGCCCGUCGGGAAGCCGCGCUGUCGACCUCUCUGUUUAGCAAAGUCAUUGGCCCCCCUUCAUCAACAACAACACCAUCUUCCACUUCCCCUUCGUCAGCAGCACCACCCCUUCCUACAGCAACAACAACAAAAAGCAAAGGACUAGCAAUGAUGGCCAAAAUGGGUUUCGUCCCCGGCAGUGCUCUAGGCGCUGGCGCCAAGUCUGGUACCUCAAGUGACGCUCGGACGGAGCCCAUCAAAAUCAGCAUCAAGGACGGGCGCGAGGGUAUCGGGCUGGAGAGCGAGCGGAAGCGCAAGCUGCGGGAGGCGGCGGAGGCGGCCGGGGAGAUGGCCAAGAAGGCGAGGGUGGAUGAGGAAGGGUAUCGUGAAAGGGUGAGGAGGGAGAGGGAGGAGGCGAGGCUAGAGAGGCAGGUGGUUGCUGCGCAGAAGGUGGCGGAGGGGAUGGAUGAGGAUUAUGAGAAUGAGGUGGGUGGUUGCGGUGAAAAGGGCGGUGGUGAGGGGGAAGUGCAGAAAAGUGAGGAGCGGGAUGAUGACGAUGGCGGUGAUUCUCAAGAAAGGAGGAGGAAAACUCGUACCAACUCAUCCCGGCCACUUCGCUCCAUCCCCGUCGUCUACCGCGGCCUCGUCCGCUCCCGUGAGGAGGCCGAGCGCGAGCGUAGGAUGCGGUAUGACCUGGAGCAGAGCAGCUUACUCUCCUCCACGCGAUUGCCUACGUAUGUCGAUGACGAGCUGGAUAUGGACGACAAGCAUGCUCUGGGUAAGGAUACUACUACCGUUCAUAAGCCAUGGAACACGUACGUAAUGGCGGAGGAUCUCGACGAAGAGGAUCCGGAACUGGACGAGUUCAACGCUCUUAGCCCUGAUGAGCGGUUACGGCGCUUGGUGCAGUACAUGCGCGACAAGCAUCACUAUUGCUUCUGGUGUAAGGCUAAGUAUGAUGAUGCCGAGAUGGAUGGAUGUCCUGGGUUGACGGAGGAGGAACAUGAUUGAAGAGGUUGCACACGUGGUUUUAUCCCGUCUUGCAAUGCCAUCGAGCAAGUUGAUGCUAUGCACAGCACCAUACAGCAAUAGAUUCAUGUCUCUUUCUCUGCUCAAAACACGCACCACACAUACAUUG
Messenger RNA from Neurospora tetraspora, 1742 nucleotides. RefSeq lists its product as uncharacterized. The coding region runs from base 389 to 1615 and encodes 408 amino acids. Gene Ontology annotation, cellular component: kinetochore. Gene Ontology annotation, molecular function: nucleic acid binding. The record is from RefSeq and is a predicted model, not a curated record. The transcript has a single exon. Lineage: Eukaryota; Fungi; Ascomycota; Sordariomycetes; Sordariales; Sordariaceae.